ACAAACAAAAUUGACAUUAUAAAUGCAAAUUUAUUACCUUUUUAAUGUAUGUAUAAUGUUUAAUGAUGACAAUGGAGACACAAACUGCGCAUGUGCUGCAGGUUGCCGCCUUCUUCACUGGGCAAAAAUGGCGACACAACUUUGGGCUUACUGUUGGACACACACGUCUUCCAGGAGUCUGUGAAACGAGAUGAGGACUUUGAACGCAUCAUGACAUUAUGACUGGAGGCCACCACGCCGUACGAAGAUCACCAUCAUCGGGGUCCGACGACAAGUAGGAGCGGCCUCCUCAUUUGUGCUCUGGAGAUGGAGAUGACCAAGCGCGCCAUGCAAGUCAACUCCAAGGUGGACUGUGGGAUCAACAGAAACGGCGGGGAAACUGCUGAGGUGUCCGUGCCUGUGUCUCUUCCAGUGAAGAGGACGGCUCACAUGGAAGGAGACGACCUGUACAGACUGCGGGGCAGAAAGUUCUUGUUGGAGGACAAAAAGCGGCUGUGCGCGCUGUCUUUGGGUGCAGCUCUGUUCGGAAUACUGCUCAUGAUCAUCCAUACUGAGAUGUGUCCCUUCCUCUAUACACCGGGUUCAACCAUUGCCUUAUUCAUCAACUGUUCCAUCAGUCUGUCUACUGGGUGUCUCCUCAUCUUAAUCAUAGCGUUCCAUUAUAAGGACAUCAGGCUUUUCAUCACAGACCACAACCAGGUGGACUGGCGCAUUGCCAUGACCAGCCACAGGAUCUUUGUCAUCACGCUUGAGCUAUUGGUCUGUGCUAUCCAUCCCGUCGGCACCUACUGGGAGGUGUGCCUUCACUGCAACUCCUCUUCCUCAUCUCCACUGUGUGAUUCUGACCAUAAGAGUAAGACUUUGGUGGAUUUGGAGCUGCUUCUGUCAGUGCUGAUGUUCCUGCGCUUGUACCUGGUGCACAGAGCCGUGUUACUGCACAGCAAAGUGCUGCUGAGCGCCUCCUAUAGGAGCAUCGGUUCGCUCAACAAUAUCAACUUUACCUUUCGCUUCGUACUCAAGGUACUGAUGAACAAGUACCCUGCACGCACCCUGCUCGUCUUCAUCCUCUUCUUCUGGCUCACAGCAUCCUGGAUGCUGACACUGUGUGAGAGGCAGACGCAAGGGUCCACCGAUCACAUGGAAACAGCCUUGUGGCUCAUCGCCAUCACCUUCCUCACGGUGGGCUACGGCGACGUGGCACCCCAUACUCGUUGUGGCAAGUCGGUGUGUCUCUUCACUGGAGUCAUGGGUGUAGCCUGCACUGCCAUGCUGGUCGCCGUGGUAACCAAGAAGCUGGCAUUGAAUAAAGGAGAGAAGCAUGUGCACUUUUUUAUGCUGGACAUCCAGAUUUCCAAAGGGAUCCGCCAUGCUGCUGCUAAUGUGCUGCGUGAGUGCUGGCUGCUACACCGAGCCAACUUGACAAAGGGAAGCCGUGGGGAACACCGUCGACACCAGCGAUGUCUCCUGGAGGCCAUCAGAGUAUUUCGCCACCUGCGUCUCAAACAAAGAAAACUGCGGGAUUACGUCAGCGAGAUGGUGGACCUCCCAAAGGUGACACCUCCAUCCACACGCUUCACAAAGUACCUGCGGCGCUUUCGUCCAUCGAUAUCUACAAGCGGUGAGCUACUACGUCAAGAUGCUGCCACCAUUUGGAGAACCAGGUUCCUAGGAGCUCAUGGUGGGCGUCCAGCACCAAUCAUGAUUGUGCAAUCGGACAAAAUGAGCUUGUGGAAGGACCAAAGUACAACAACUUUUUCAUAUACACUGUCAAGCUUCAGGGCUUGUACUUUUAGUCAUUAUUUAAACACUUUUCCUCCACUAGUGCCUUAUUCCUGGGGAAUAAGAUGUUUUAUUUGAAGCUUCUUGCAAUAUUUCCUCCGUAUAAGUAACCUUGCUAGUUUCAUGAAAGCUUUAUAGUAGCUUAUUUUCAAAAGUAUGAAUCAAUCCUUCUAGCAAAACCCACAAAAAGAGGACAGAAAACAUCUCUAACGUAAAGCCAAAAUUAUGGGAUUCAGGAAGUUUGGACAACUGGUUUUGCAAGCUGGCCGCAUCUCAGUGACCCAACAGCUCUAUCUAGUGGAAAUCCAAGGAAUUAAAAUAACUCGCAUUGUAAUAAAAUCAGGAUAUAUCAUCAUUCAUGGUAUACAGGUGCAGCUAACAAAUAGAAUAUAUUUUGAAUAGUAAUUUAUUUCAGUAGUUCAAUUAAAAAUUGUGUGACAUAUUUCAAUAAUGCACUUAUUAAUCAUGUUGAUUUAUAAUAUAAUCAUAAUAAUAAUAAUCAAUAUAUUUAAAAAAAAAUUAGGAAUCUCAAAUUCUGGAACUUUGGACAACUGGUUGCAAGCUGGCCGCAUCUCAAUGACCCAAGAGCACCAUCUAGUGGAAAUUAAAGGAAUUAAAAUAACCCACAUUGUAAUAAAAUCAGGAUAUAUCAUCAUUCAUGAUAUACAGGUGCAGCUAAUAAAUAGAGUAUCUUUUGAAUAGUAAUUUAUUUCAGUAAUUCAAUUACAAAUUGUGUGACAUAUUUCAAAAAUGCACUUCUUAAUCAUGUUAAUUUUAAUGUAAUUAUAAUCAAUAUAUUAAAAAAAUGAGGAAUCUCAAAUUCAGGAAGUUUGGACAACUGGUUGCAAGCUGGCCGUAUCUCAGUGACCCAACAGCGCCAUCUAGUGGAAAUCCAAGUAAUUAAAAUAACACAUUGUAAUAAAAUCAGGAUAUAUCAUUCAUGAUAUACAGGUGCAGCUAACAAAUAGAAUAUCUUUUGAAUAGUAAUUUAUUUCAGUAAUUCAAGUAAAAUUUGUGUGACAUAUUUAAAAAAUGCACUUAAUUAUGUUGAUUAUAAUAUAAUCAUAAUCGGAAUAAUUAUAACAUAAUAUAAUAUAUAUUACAUAUAAUUAUAAUAUAAUCAUAAUUAUAAUCAAUAUAUUAAAAAAAUAGGUAUAUUAAAUGUGAAAAAUUGUCAAACUGCUCAGCAAAUGUAGAAAAAACUUUAAUUUGGAUCAAACUCCUGAACUCAAGUAACUUUUGCACAAUAUUCCAAUUUCUUAAGAUGCGCUUGUUUGAGCAGGUUAUCUCACAAGCCAAAACAAAAAACAAAAAAUUGCCAGACAUCAGUGAUACCUCAUUGGAAAAUAAGCACUUUGUAAGAAAACUGUACAAACUCUUUCUCCAAAAGGACAAACUGGAACCUUGUUGUGCUUUAAAAACGUAAUACUGACACAAAAAAAGGUGACAUUUCUUGUAUUCUUAUAUGUUGUGAAAAGAACUUGGAACUUUGGAAGCCUGUUUACUGUUGUAUCUUUUGCACUUGAAUAAAAACCUGUGCUGAACAUUA
This is a messenger RNA of Doryrhamphus excisus (bluestripe pipefish), 3328 nucleotides long. Lineage: Eukaryota; Metazoa; Chordata; Actinopteri; Syngnathiformes; Syngnathidae. The record is from RefSeq and is a predicted model, not a curated record.